AUGGCUACUUUCACUGGUGCGGAGCGUGCUCGCUGUGUGUUAUUGUUUCAUGAAUCUGCUACAAGUAUUCAGUGUAGAUUUCGCACAGAAUACAGAAGAGACCCUCCAAGCAGGCCUUAUAUUUACAGUUGGCACAAGAAUUUUGUCGAGAUAGGUUGUUGUGUUCGUCAUGAGGAAUCGCCAGGUCGCCCACAGGUUAGUGAUGCUACUGUCGAACAUGUCAGGGAAACUUUUGCCCGUAGUCCUAAAAAAUCAACGCGGCGUGCAGCUGUGGAGACUGGAAUUCCACAAAAGACAGUUUGGCGAGUGCUACGGAGACGUUUGCACUUAAAACCAUACAGACUUACGAUGGUACAACAUAUCACUGAUUUAUUUAAAGCUGCUCGAGGAGAAUUCUGUGCUGUAAUGUUGGUUCGAAUGGGGGAAGAUGAGACAUUCCUGAACUCAAUAAUCUUCAGUGACGAGAGUACCUUUCAUAUCAGUGGUAAAGUGAACACCCAUAACUGCAGAAUCUGGGGAACCCAAGAGAAUCCCUUGAACGAGUUCGGGGCAGUCCAAAAGUGA
Molecule: messenger RNA, 564 nt
Organism: Homalodisca vitripennis (glassy-winged sharpshooter)
Lineage: Eukaryota; Metazoa; Arthropoda; Insecta; Hemiptera; Cicadellidae
Exons: 1
Coding region: 1-564 (187 amino acids)
Molecular function (GO): DNA binding
Source: RefSeq, a predicted model, not a curated record